Molecule: messenger RNA, 610 nt
Organism: Teleopsis dalmanni
Lineage: Eukaryota; Metazoa; Arthropoda; Insecta; Diptera; Diopsidae
Product: cuticle protein 8-like
Exons: 3
Coding region: 194-610 (138 amino acids)
Cellular component (GO): extracellular matrix
Source: RefSeq, a predicted model, not a curated record
CAAUUAAAAUAAAAUAAAACUAAAAUUAAAAUAAAAAUCAAAAGAAAAAAAACUUUUUGCUGAAAGGGUUCACCUGUGCAAAUUUUUAUGCUCCACUAUUACGGAUUCAAGUACUUCUGUGCCGGUUUGUGUACGUCUACGGACUUCCAUUUGACAACAAAUUGACGGAGCGCAGUCUCCACUUUAAGUGAUAAUGCUGCCUGCUGCACACCAUAUCAACAGCAACAUCAUUUAUUUCCUGUUGCUUUUGAAUUUAUUGCCAAUUUUUUGUCAACCACAAUUUGUGGAAUUUUUUUCGGAUUAUAAAAAGAAUCACAUCGAGGAUGAGAUCAAAUAUAUUUUUCACUACUACGUAGAUGAUGCACCAUCCAAAGUGCACAUCAAUCAUCGGGAAGAACGUCGCGGUACUCAAGUUACAGGGGAAUAUGGCUUAGUGGAGCCCGGUGGCUAUAUACGUAACGUGCACUACGAAGUCGACGGUGAUAAAGGCUUCCGAACAGUAGUCAGAACGAGAACAGCAGCAAGUCGCACGCUGCAGAUACUACACACAGGCAGUCAGCAGCCACAGAACCCAGUCCAGCAUGCCAAACCAGUGGCAUUUGUUACUUGA